Messenger RNA from Astyanax mexicanus (Mexican tetra), 1533 nucleotides. RefSeq names its product zinc finger protein 239-like. The transcript has 2 exons. Bases 229 to 1167 code for a protein of 312 amino acids. NCBI's taxonomy places the organism in Eukaryota, Metazoa, Chordata, Actinopteri, Characiformes, Acestrorhamphidae. The record is from RefSeq and is a predicted model, not a curated record.
AUCUGUUCUCAGGGGUCGGUGUCGGCAGUGUUCAGCUGUGUGUGAAUGAAGAAGAGUAAAUGAUGGAUCUUCAGAACUCCAGCAGUGGAGGAGGACCUCCUGUCCUAAAAAUAAACAACCAGGAUAUUUAAUAAAGAACAGUGUUAAACUGCUGAAAGAGGUGAAGCACAAGCCAUCCAGAAGAAUCUCCUGAAAACGCAGAAAUUGUUUGCUACAUUUCACAGACAGAUGGAGCCAAGUCCCGACAUGGAGAAACAUCAGCACUCUGUCAAGAGUUUUACUAAACAGAGUGAUCUCAAAAAACACCAGCGCAUUCACACAGGAGAGAAACCACAUCACUGCUCAGACUGUGGGAAGAGUUUUAAUCAACAGAGUGAUCUCAAAAAUCACCAGCGCAUUCACACAGGAGAGAAACCGUAUCACUGCUCAGACUGUGGGAAGAGUUUUACUAAACAGAGUCAUCUCAAAAGACACCAGCGCAUUCACACAGGAGAGAAACCGUAUCACUGUUCAGACUGUGAUAAGUGUUUUACUACACAGAGUCAUCUCAAAACACACCAGCGCAUUCACACAGGAGAGAAACCGUAUUACUGUUUCGACUGUGGAAAGAGUUUUACUAAACAGAGUAAUCUCAAACUGCAUCAGCGCAUUCACACAGGAGAGAAACCGUAUUACUGCUCAGACUGUGAUAAGUGUUUUACUACACAGAGUCAUCUCAAAACACACCAGCGCAUUCACACAGGAGAGAAACCGUAUUACUGUUUCGACUGUGGAAAGAGUUUUAAUCAACAGGGUCAUCUCAAACUGCACCAGCACAUUCACACAGGAGAGAAACCGUAUCACUGCUCAGACUGUGGGAAGAGUUUUAAUCAACAGGGUCAUCUCAAAAAUCACCAGCGCAUUCACACAGGAGAGAAACCGUAUCACUGCUCAGACUGUGGAAAGAGUUUUACUGGACAGAGUACUCUCAAACUGCAUCAGCGCAUUCACACAGGAGAGAAACCGUAUUACUGUUUCGACUGUGGGAAGAGUUUUACUCAACAGAGUAAUCUCAAAAUACACCAGCGCAUUCACACAGGAGAGAAACCCUAUCACUGCUCAGACUGUGGGAAGAGUUUUACUUUACAGAGUGAACUUAUAUUACAUCAGUGCAUUCACAAGAGAUAGAAAAGUAUCCCAAAUCUGUUCCUCUGCCAUAAAAAAUGCAAACCUUAAAUCUUUCAGACAGCCAAAAACACCUCAUCCUGCACAAAAUCUUCACUCUGUUACAAGAACUUCAUUUAAACAUGGCUUUUUACAGGUUCAGAAAAAUGAAUCUUAUCCAGAGAUGAUGUUUACUGAAUUUCAUGCUGUGUUUUUAUGUUUGUUUGUAUACCUACAUUAGUUAAUGCCUGCAGAGCUCUUCAACACUUAGUGUUGUGUUUUAAGAAGUUUUUACACACAGAAUCAUAAAUGGUACCACUAACAGCAUAAACUAGGAACAUACAUUUUUACAAUUUUUUCAGUGAUAUGCUGAAUAAAUAGUAAAGCGAU